AAUAAGAAUUUAUUUAAUACUGGGAAAUAAAGAAAACAAACCCAAUGUCUACGUGCCAAAUAAAAAUUGAGAUGAGUAAAAGACUUAUAAAAAUGACCGCUUUACUUCUUUUGGAGCGUUGAAGUAUGAAAAACUAACAAAAUUAUUGUUACUCACAAGCUCCAAAAAAAUUUUAAAUAAUCCAUCCACAAUUAAAAAAAUUAAACAGAAACAAAAAAAAUUAGAGUCACCCUGUCGUGCGUCGAUAACACAGUUUGAACCGACCAAUGAAUAAGAAGGACAAGAAUGACAGCAAAAGCUGUCAUUCGAGUCGAGUGAUAGAAUUUAUUUUCUGUGUUAGUUUUUAUACUAUUUUUGUUUUUCAAAAUCAACGCAUGUCAUGACCAUAAAAGAGUACACUGAUGAGACUUUGCUUCUCGAUAUUCUUGCCAAUUCUGACAAUAAUGUCCAAAAGGCUUCGGAAACACUUAUUGCGAUGGGCUAUGUCAAACGAGAUGAAGAGUGUAAUAAAAUAAUUCCAUUGCGCCCGAUGGUAUACACCGAGGAAGAAAAGAACCAAAUGAAAAUUCGACUUCAAGAAAAGUUCAAAGAAAUUGCUGAACGAAUAAUAUCCAUGGCUCUAGAAAGUGUUAAUUAUUCAGAAGACAGAGCUACACAAAUAUUACAAAUUGUACAUGAUGAAGACGAAUGUCGGGCCAAAAAAGAUGCUGAUGCAUUACAAUGUGCAUUAGAUGAAGAUUCUUGUGUUGAUGGAAUCCAAGGUGGAAGUAACAAGUUAGUUCUCAAAACAAAGUUCUUUUGUUCAUAUAACGUUAAAGAAAAAAAUAUUAAUUAUUAUAAUUAAUGGGCACGUUCAAAGACCUAUCGGAUAGGCUAUCUGGGAUACCCGUAUCUGGAAUAUCUCUUUGAACGAAAAGCUAUCCAGAUAGCUUGCCAAAGCAGCUACAAAAAAAAUAUGAAAAUAUUGAAAAGAGGAAGUUGUUUCUUUUGAGCAAAUUCCUGUUUUUUAUUGUUGCAUAGUACUUGCACAAUCGAUCUAACUUUAAUUCUUGCAAAUUUAUUUUAUUUUCAAGCUGAAUAAUCGCGCGAAUAGAAAUCAAAAUAAAAAAUAGCCAAAUAUUUAUCAGCUGACCACUCGCGAUCGCCAUCUCCGAGAUUGAGUGAGAGUUAUAACUUCAGUCGCGUGUACAUAGUACA
Molecule: messenger RNA, 1197 nt
Organism: Episyrphus balteatus (marmalade hoverfly)
Lineage: Eukaryota; Metazoa; Arthropoda; Insecta; Diptera; Syrphidae
Exons: 3
Coding region: 380-844 (154 amino acids)
Molecular function (GO): ubiquitin binding
Source: RefSeq, a predicted model, not a curated record